AUGGAGAUCGCGUCGGCUCCCGCGCCGACCGGCUCCGUCGCGUGCGCGUCGGCGCCCGUGGACGAUGCGCGCGUGGUGCCGUGGAGCGACGUACCGCGGGUCGCACGGCGAUCAGCGGGCGGCAGCAGCAACGACGGGCUAACGGCGUGCAGCAAUGCAGCAGCCGCGGCGCUCGCGCUGACACUCAAUCCGCUUCCUGGGAGCCAACACACGCAAACAACGUCAUCGCCGCGUCCUCUUUAUAUACCCCCGCCGCAGCGCCACCAUCACAACUCGGCUCUCCAAUCCGCUCUCUCCCCUGCCCUAUGUCUCUCUGCGCUCCAUGCACCGCGGCCCGCCUGCACUCCUCCUUUCCAAUCACCUGCUGACACAUGGCGGGCCAGCUUGCCAUUUCACGGUACGUGGCAUGCGUCUGGGGGUGCGCUGCUCACAUACAGCAUUGCGAGAGGGACGUGGCAUGGCCAUGGGAAUGCACUGACAGCACAACCGCUUAUCCAAUCCGCUGCCCCUCAUUCCCAGAUUCAAACCGCCCGCCCUUUCUCCUCCCUCCUUUCUCAUCCCCUCGCUCAAUCUCUCCCUCAGUUGCUGUCCCACUCCGCGGCAGCAGCAUCAGGCAGGGCGCACGGGCGCGGCCAUGUGCAGCAGUUGGUGGGAGCGUACCACUCAGCUGCAGCGACAGAUGGCUCUCAGGCGGUCAGCAAGUUCGAAGAGGUGGGGCCAGUGGACCCCUUCUCCCUAGUGGCGGACGAGCUCAAAGGCCUGGCGGACAAGAUGCGCGCCAUGAUCCUCUCAGAGAUCCCCAAGCUGGCCACAGCAGCGGACUAUUUCUUCAGAGUCGGCGCCACCGGCAAGCGAUUCCGUCCCACUGUCAUUCUGCUCAUGGCAUCGUCCCUGGAGCACGCCCACUGCACCCCUGUCGUCGCGCUCUCAGGGGCACCGGGGGUGCCACUGGGGGGCGUGCCAGUGGGGGAGGUGUUUACUGCGGAGGAGAGGAGGGAGAGGCAACGGAGAAUAGCGGAGAUCACGGAAAUGAUCCAUGUGGCGAGUCUGCUGCAUGACGAUGUGUUGGACCAUGCGGACACCAGGCGAGGCGUGUCAUCGCUCAACUACAUGAUGGGCAACAAGCUAGCGGUGCUGGCGGGGGACUUUCUGCUGGCGAGGGCGUCAGCGGCGCUGGCGGGGCUGCGCAACACGGAGGUGGUGGAGCUGCUGUCCGCCGUGCUCGAGCACCUCGUGGGGGGCGAGGUCAUGCAGAUGACUGCUGAACCCACACAGUGCAGCAGCAUGGAGUACUACAUGCGCAAGACGUUUCUCAAGACGGCGUCGCUCAUGGCCAACAGCUGCAAGGCCGUGGCCGUGCUGGGCGCCCACGAUGCCCCCACGGCACACCUCGCCUACGACUACGGCCGCCACCUCGGCCUGGCGUUCCAGCUGGUGGACGAUGCGCUGGACUUCACAGGCUCGCUCUCCUCCCUGGGCAAACCUGCUCUCAAUGACAUUGCUCAGGGGCUGGUGACAGCGCCGGUGCUAUUUGCAGCGGAGCAGCACCCCGGCAUGCACCGCCUCAUGGACCGCAAGUUCUCCCACCCCGGAGACGUGCAGCAGGCGGUGGCGUGGGUGGAGCAGAGUGGGGGAGUGGCACGCACCAAGGCGCUGGCAGCAGAGCACUGUGCGCUGGCAGUGCAGGCGGUGCAGGCCAUGCCAGCAGCCAGAACGCAGUAUGCACACCGGUGCCGCCUCGGACUCAUUGAGCUCACGCACCUCGUGCUCUCCCGCUCCAAGUAG
This is a messenger RNA of Closterium sp. Naga37s-1, 1785 nucleotides long. NCBI's taxonomy places the organism in Eukaryota, Viridiplantae, Streptophyta, Zygnematophyceae, Desmidiales, Closteriaceae. The record is from the annotation of a GenBank genome assembly.